This is a messenger RNA of Sitodiplosis mosellana (orange wheat blossom midge), 1189 nucleotides long. RefSeq lists its product as uncharacterized. The record is from RefSeq and is a predicted model, not a curated record. Lineage: Eukaryota; Metazoa; Arthropoda; Insecta; Diptera; Cecidomyiidae. Bases 76 to 813 code for a protein of 245 amino acids. The transcript has 6 exons.
AAACUGCCAAUCCAAUGGGAAACGUUUCAGCUCAUUUUAAAUCGAUUCGAAUAUUUCAAUUGGAACGAGAACCAGAUGAAAGAGUGUAGUGAAUUGGCUAAAAUUCGAACGUAUAAGCCAUUUGAUAUUGUGUUCUGCGUGGAUAACGACCAAAUGAAAUGUGCACACAUUAUUCUUAGCGGUAGAUGUUCGGUUUUGCAGUAUCUAAACAUGAAUACAAAACUCGAUGGAAAAAUACACAAUCUUAAACCGCCAUCAAAAAAAGAAUCAACAUCACAUGAUAUCAUCCAACAGAUAUUUGCAAGUAACGACAAUCGAGGAAAAAUGUUGGAAAAAACUGCGCCAUGUUUGGAUCAAAAAAUGGAUUCAAGAAGUUAUGAAAAACACCCUAAUGUACAGACCACAGCUGAAAUUGAACAAUCCGAAACGACCAAACAACAACAACAACAACAUACUAGGGAACAUUUCAUUGAAAUUGGAACAAUAGGUUGUGGAGCGAUAUUUGCUCUUGGCGAGCACAUGGAGGAUCGAGUCAUAGUUGCUAAACACAUGGAAGUUCAGUGUCUUUUAAUCCCACAUUAUUGGCUGUUUAAAAAAAAGCAAAAUGUUGGUAACAUUUGGCAACGAGCAAAAAUUUACCUGGACUUUACAUUACCCUCACGCCAAGAAGUUUUUAAACACUAUCUGGAAGCAAAAAAAUGGAAAUUCCACAGGAACAAGCUGGUUUGUAAGAGCGGACAAUUGAAGCCACAGAUAAACACAACACGUAUUGAAGAUGUUCCGAUUCUGUGCCGUUUGAAUGGCUCAUUAUAAUAAUUUUUUUUAGCAAAAAGUGAAGAUGAAUGAAGACAUAAUAAUUGGCACAAUCACACAGCAAUGGUUAUCGUUUUGUUUCAUUUUAUUAUUAUAAAAUUCAUUUUUCUGAAUGGAAUUACAAGUUUUACAGUGCAAUUAAUAGUUAAAGAGGGAAACGACAGAAUAAUUUAAUGGCUUAUAUGGCUAAGAUAUAAAUAUAAAAAAACUAAAACCGCAAACGACAGGCACUUAAAUCCUAAUGGAAGUUUUGUUUUCGUUAAGUACAGCAAUCAGUUGGAGAAGCUUUUUUUCUUUUGAAUAUUUGUGUCAUUGAGAAUAAAAAUGGGAUUUACCGAAACCGCUCGUUUACAUGUGAAUCAUUUUUGUUUCACAU